UUUUUCAGGCAAAAACAUUGCAGUGUCAAAGUUUCAACUCGAUCGCACGUGUUUCAAAUGUAAACACAAGACUGAACAUUGAAAAGCGCAAACGGCUCCUCGGGGAAAUGUCCAGAAUAAUAAUCAAAAAUAUCCCUAAUGGGUUCACUGAAUCAAAACUCCGUGAUCACUUCAGCCUGUGUGGAAUUGUGACCGACGUUCAGUUGAAGUACACUCCGGAUGGCAAAUUUCGCAAUUUCGGAUUCAUUGGAUACGAGUCGGAAGCACAGGCUGCUAAAGCAAUACAGCAUUUUAACAAUACAUUUUUGAGAACGUCAAAGAUUAAUGUGGCAACAUGCGCAUCGUUGAGCGAGGUGAAGGAGCUAAAAACAUGGAGCAAGUACAGUAAAAAGAAGGAAGACGAAACUGCUCAACAGAAGUCUGAGGGAAAAACUACUUCAAAACAGAAGAAACAAGCUGAAACAGCUUCUGAUAUUUUGGAGAAGCACAAAGAUGAUCCAAAGUUCCGGGAAUUCGUGCGAGUGCAAAGUAAAGCCGGAAUAUCGGUUUGGAAUAACCAGUUGCAUGAUGAGGGUGAACUGUCUGUUGAGAGUGAGGAGGAACAUAAGAAAAUCCAGGAAACUGAAGUGCCAGAGCAUCAGGAUGAUGGGAAGACGAAACGCCGUGAGAUGAUUGAUUUAUUUGUUGCGAAAAUUCACAAUAUACCCUCGAAAACGAAACGUCAGGAUCUGUUUCGUUUUUUUAAGCCUGGGAAACCUUACUCGGUUCGCAUACCACCUAAGCAGAAAGGAUUCGCGUAUGUAGGAUACAAAACUGAGGCUGAAUUGAAGAAAGCUCUACUGAAAGACAAAAGUUUCCUUGGUGGGAAACAAGUUAAAGUGGUGGAUUUUACGGCUAAGGAUAGUUUACGGGACAAGAAUGAUGCUUCUCGGGGGAAGGAAAAUCCCAAGUGGAUCCGACAGAGGGAGUCAGUUUGCAGUGAAAGUAUACUCGAGAGUGGUAAAUUAUUUUUCCGUAAUCUUGCUUAUUCGGUGACGGAACAGGAAUUGAAAUCAACGUUCGAAAAAUUCGGACCAGUGACUGAGAUAGACUUACCCAUCGAUUCCAACACAAGGAAACUAAAGGGGUUCGGAACAGUAACAUUCAUGUUGCCAGAAAAUGCAGUCCUAGCAUUCAACAAGUUAAAUGGUAGCUUCUUCCAUGGACGCAUGUUCCACAUCUUGCCUGCCAAAGUUGAUGAGAAGGAGCAGGCAGAAACCAAUGAAGACGAUUCGGGACUGAGUUUUAAGGAAAAGAAGGAUAAAAAAUUGAAGAAAACUGCCCAAUCUUCACACAAUUGGAAUACACUAUUCAUGGGCGAGAAUGCAAUUGCGGAAGUGGUGGCCAGAAAAUAUGGAAAAUCAAAGGAAGAAGUUCUUAGCACAGAAGGGGGCACCACAAGUGCGGCAGUCAGAUUGGCAUUGGGCGAAACUGAAAUUGUGAUGGAAAUGCAAAAGUUUCUGGAAGAGAAUGGAAUUUAUCUGGGAGCAUUUAACGAGGUAGCGAAAAAUCGUUCGAGUACGAUUAUAUUAGUGAAGAAUUUACCGGCUGGUACGGAAAUAUCUGAGUUGACCGAACGUUUCGGCAAGUUUGGACUGUUGGGAAGAGUUAUCUUACCCCCAUCUGGAGUAACAGCUGUAAUAGAAUUUCUGAAUUCCAGUGAAGCGAAGAAAGCUUUCAAAAAGCUUGCUUAUACUCGCUUCAAAUCGUCCCCGUUGUACCUGGAGUGGGCACCUGAGAACACAUUCGCCAAUGGAAAGGAAUCGACCGAUAAGAGCACUGACCGACAACCGGAAGAACAGAACGAAACUGAGGAUGAGCCCGUACAAUCCGAUAAAAAAAAGAAUGUCAUACCAUCAGCGGUCGAGCAAGCCUGCGUUGAACCCGAGGAUGGAACGACGUUAUUCAUAAAAAAUCUCAGUUUUCAAACGAACGAAGACACAAUUAGAGAGAAGUUUCAAAAUAUUGGCCCUAUACAUAUGGUUCAAGUUGUGCGUAAGAAGGCUAGCGAACAAAGCGAAAGCAGAGGAUAUGGUUUCAUUCAAUUCAAAUUUCGAAAAUUUGCUGAUGUGGCUUUGAGAAAUUUCCAAACAAUGAAUAUCGACGGACGAAAGGUAGAGUUAUCAAGGAGUGACAGGACAUCAAGCACUCAAGUUGUGAAUAGUGACAGAAAAUCCGCGAAGUCGAAGAAACAAACCGGUACCAAGAUCUUAGUGAGGAACGUCCCCUUCCAGGCGAACGCAAAGGAAAUUCGAGAUUUGUUCAAAGUGUUUGGUGAACUGAAAACGGUUCGAUUGCCACGUAAAAUGGUGGCAGGUGGUGCAGAAGAUAGCCAUCGUGGUUUUUGUUUCGUAGAUUUUGUCACUGAAGCUGAAGCGAAACAAGCGUUCGAGGCACUUUGUAAAAGCACUCACUUGUAUGGUCGUCGGUUGGUGCUUGAAUGGGCAGAAGCUGAGGAUGGCAUUGAGGAAUUGAGGAAACGAACGGCGGAUAAAUUCAGCGGCACGAGUGGAUCAAGUGGUGCUAAACAAAGUCGAAAAAGCGUUUUUGACUCGUCCCAAAUAACGCAUACAGGUGCAAGUGGGAAUGGUGAUGCAGAUGGAAUCGACGACGACGAUGGCGACGAUGAAGAUGUAUUUUAAGAGCGAGUAAUAAAAGUUUCAUCAAGCGAUAAGUACAUAUCGCGCCUGAUCACGCACGUCAAGCGAUGUAAAGCGAUGUUCGUAAUCAGGUCAAUCGUGUCUUUAAAUUUGUGAACAUAGGAGUCAAUGGUUGUUCGGUUUCUAUAGAAAUUCUGUCACUCAAUCUGCACAGAGGCAGACAUCCUAAACGUUGAAUAACUUCUUGUGCAAUUUGUCCGAAAAGCGAACGAACUUCAACCUACAUAUGGACAGCAGGGUUACCAUUUCUACAGAUUUUUUAGAUUUUUUGAGCCCAAGAAUUUGUAGAUACAGAUUACAGAUUCUUUGGGUUUCAUACAGAAUAUACAGUUUUUUCAAAACAAUGCUCCAAUAAUAGUAACGUCUUGAUAUUAGUAAUAUUUUCCCAUCUCACCCAUUGUAUUAGUAUACUUUUGUUUUAGAGAGGCUUGAAACUAUUCGUAUAGCCUUUGAAUCUGAUUCUCAUUUAAAUCACCUGUUUACGACAUAGGGUAGGCAAUAUGACCAGGCCGGGCGAAAUGGGCCACCCUUCGUUUGAGCUUGUUAUUGAACCAAUAGCACUAAUUUUUAAACAAUUGUGUUAGAAAUAUUCUUAAAAGUAUCUCCGUGAAAACCGUAUUCGAAUUCAAUUGUUUUAUAAAGUUAUUGGAACGAAUCUCACACUGACUGAUUAUGACGAAAACCACAUAUGAAUAGCAGUCAACAAAAUAAGAUCUGUACGCUUCAUAGUGGAAUUUUUGACUCUGCUCUUUAUAUCAAUUCGUACUGGUAUUAUUUCCGAACAUUUCCACUGAUUUACAGCUUUGCCGUUUCAUGUAAAAGAUCAGUUCAUUUUUAUUGAGCGUAAAUGUACGGGGCGGAAUGGCCAUACCUGCUUGAGGCAGUAUGACAAUGUAUUUUUUCAACAUAACCUGUAAAUACAGCUGUCAACAUUUGUAAACAUAGUUGAAAAUAGCUAGAUGUGGAAUCAUGGUGCGGAAUUAUACCAGAACAUCCGACCGUGAAAAGUGGUCACAGAACAGCUUGAACGCGGCAAUUGAAGCGGUGAAGAGUGUUACGUCAGUGUGACAUGCAUUCUUCGUGCAUUGUAUCCCGCGGAAAACACGUUAUUUACAUUGUGCAGAUCCUUUGUGCACCCGUGGCCGAGUGGUUAGCGUCUCACAUUAUCAUGCCGGGUGUUCGGGUUCGAUUCCCGUUCUGGCCGGGGGAUUUUUUCGUCAAAGAAAUUUCCUUCAACUUGCACUGUGAUCACGCGUAUUCUAGAGCUUGCCCCUCGGAAUACAUUCAAGGCGUGUUAUUUGGCUUAGAAAAUCUCAACUAAGUAUCAAUAAAUGACGUUAGUUAAUGCAUACGUUGAGACGGCAAAAGUUCCACAGGGAACGUUAACGCCAUUCAAGAAGAAGAAGAUCCUUUGCAGCACCAGCUGCUCGGAUCAAUUGGUAAUGUUUUUACGACGGAGCCAUAUUCUCGCUAUGGAGAAGGAUUCUACGGUGUUACGACAAGAGAAAUCCGGAGGCUGGCGUAUGAUUUGGCCGAAAGAAAUGAUAUUCCUGACACUUCCAAUAGCCAAAAGCAAUUAGCCGGAAUAGAUUGGUUUGCUGGUUUUCGAAAGCACCACCCACAACUCUAUUUUUGGACAUCAGAAGCAACCUCCGCCGCCAAGGCACAAGAAUUCAAUCGCAUUGCAGUCGGGAAAUUAUACGAUUUACUGGAGGACGUACAACAGAAAUACAACAUUCCACCAUUAAGGAAAUUCAACGUCGAUGAGAAUUCCGUGAUUCCAAUAACUAUCUUUUAUCAAUAGGAGAAGCAAGUAAACUUAAAAAUUAUAUUCAUUCAACAGGUACAGACCAGAAAUUCCAAAAUUCUAACAAUGCGGGGAAAAGGCGCUAUAACUUCAGAUGAGCGCUGAGUGCUGAACACGGAUUAGCGAUUAUAGAAUCUUCCACAGGACUCCCUUGGUUGCUACUGUCGGCACAAUUCAGUUCCUCUACGGGCGGCGAUGGAUGGAUCCAACGCUAUCGAUGGCAAUAUUGGGUACAUAACGGCACAGGUAUUCUCUGUUCCUGCUUUGAGUAACGAAAAAUUGCAGCCCAAUCACUUUGAUCACAUUGUUAUAUACUGUACGUGUUAACGGAUUGAAACCCAAUGAAAUAUAAGUGAUAGUUGCAAAAUAGAAUAAACUUUC
Messenger RNA from Toxorhynchites rutilus septentrionalis, 4887 nucleotides. Its product is annotated as probable RNA-binding protein 19. Bases 108 to 2681 code for a protein of 857 amino acids. NCBI's taxonomy places the organism in Eukaryota, Metazoa, Arthropoda, Insecta, Diptera, Culicidae. The record is from RefSeq and is a predicted model, not a curated record. The transcript is spliced from 5 exons. Gene Ontology annotation, molecular function: RNA binding.